AUGGCGAGCCUUAAGUACGGCCUCAACAUUAAAAAGCCUUCGCAGGCGCCUGCGAGAGGCAAGCCAAAGAAGCCGCUUUUUGGCGACGACGAAUCCGAUGACGAAGACGCGAAGCCCACUGACAAUGUCGAAGAGAUUGGCGUGUUUGACCUCGACGACCCAACCCCAUCUUCCAGUGCACGCAAGCCAUCCAAGAAAGACUCCGGUCCCUCGAAACCCCCGAAGAAGCCCCAAAUCACGCCAUAUGGCGACCUCUCCGCGCUAAAAGAGUCGCGAAAGAAGGCGGAGGAAGCGGAGACUCUGGAUUCCAGCAUAUACGACUACGAUGCCGCCUUCGACGCGCUCCACGCCAAGGAUGCCGAGCGCAAGAAGAAGGACCGUGAAGAGGCCGCUUUGAGAAAGCCCAAGUACAUGGAAGGCCUGCUCGCUUCUGCCGAGCUUCGCAAGCGCGACCAGCUUCGUGCCAAGGAGAAGCUGGUGCAGCGAGAGCGCGAGGCCGAGGGCGAUGCUUUUGAUGAUAAGGAGAAAUUCGUCACGGAUGCAUACAAGAAGCAGCAGGAGGAGAUGUUGCGCUUAGAGGAAGAAGAGAAGAAGAGAGAAGAGGAAGAGCGCAAGAAGCGCGGCCCUGGCAUGUCUGGCUUCUACCGCAGCAUGAUGAACGACGAGGAAAAAAGACAUCAGGAAGCCAUGGCAGCAACCGAGAAAGCUCAAUCUGGCCAAGUCGAGGCCCCGGCUCAAGAGGAGGACGAAGAGAAGAAGCGAAAGACCGACAUCCAACUUGCCAAGGAGAUGCAGGAGAAGGGAGUCGAUGUCAUCAUCAACGAUGAGGGUGAAGUUGCGGACAGGCGACAGCUACUCACCGCCGGCCUGAAUGUUGCGCCGAAGCCCAAACAGCCGGUCGCAGCACCUGCCUCUGCCUCUCGCCCGGCUCAGUCACAACAACAAGCUUACCAAGGCCGUGGCUCGAGCAAACAAGCCAUGAGAGAGCGUCAGACGCGGAUGGUCGAAGCUCAACUCGAGCAGGCUGUGAAGCGUGCAGCCGACCAAGAGGCCGAGGAGAAAGCGAAGUUGGAGCACGCAGCUAAGAGUCGAAAGACUACAGGCGACAUCAGCAGCGCGAAAGAAAGAUACCUCCAGCGUAAGAGAGAGGCUGCGGCUGCGGCUGCGGCUGCGGCUGGCAAAAGGGACUGA
Molecule: messenger RNA, 1191 nt
Organism: Diplodia corticola
Lineage: Eukaryota; Fungi; Ascomycota; Dothideomycetes; Botryosphaeriales; Botryosphaeriaceae
Product: coiled-coil domain-containing protein 55
Exons: 1
Coding region: 1-1191 (396 amino acids)
Biological process (GO): regulation of alternative mRNA splicing, via spliceosome
Source: RefSeq, a predicted model, not a curated record